Linderina pennispora is the source of this 1035-nucleotide messenger RNA. RefSeq lists its product as uncharacterized. The transcript has a single exon. Gene Ontology annotation, cellular component: membrane. The record is from RefSeq and is a predicted model, not a curated record. Lineage: Eukaryota; Fungi; Kickxellomycota; Kickxellomycetes; Kickxellales; Kickxellaceae. Bases 1 to 1035 code for a protein of 344 amino acids.
AUGGCAACGAGCUCGCAAGGCCUCGGCUUCCGCAACAGCAGCAAUGGCGGAGCGCGCGGCUCGCAGCUCGGGCAGCCAACCCGCCGCCGCCUGCCGUCGAACACAAUUGUCAAGUUUGUGCCCCAGCAGGAGGCGUGGGUGGUCGAGCGCAUGGGCCGGUUCUCGCGGAUCCUUGACCCCGGGCUGGCCAUCUUGGUGCCAUUCCUGGACCGCAUCGCCUACACACAGUCGCUGAAGGAAGUGGCAGUGGAGAUCCCGACGCAGAGCGCCAUCACGCAGGACAACGUGACGCUGGAGCUGGACGGCGUCCUGUACUACCGCGUCAUGGACCCGUACAAGGCGUCGUACGGCGUGGCCGACGCCGAGUUCUCGGUCGCGCAGCUGGCGCAGACAACUAUGCGUGCGGAAAUUGGCCAGAUGACGCUGGACACGACGCUGGCCGAGCGCAACACACUGAACCACAACAUUGUCAACGCCAUCAACGCUGCGUCCGAGUCGUGGGGCAUCGCCUGCCUGCGCUAUGAGAUCCGCGACAUCCACCCGCCGUCCAAGGUCGUCGAGGCCAUGCACUCGCAGGUCUCAGCCGAGCGCAGCAAGCGUGCGCAGAUUCUCGAGUCCGAGGGAGCGCGCCAGGCAGCCAUCAACGUGGCCGAGGGCUCCAAGCAGGCGCAGAUUCUGGCGUCCGAGGCCGAGAAGGCCCAGCAGAUCAACCUGGCCCUUGGUGAGGCCGAGGCGAUCCGGCAGACCGCGCUGGCGGAGGCGGAGGCCAUCUCCCGCGUCGCUAAGGCCAUUCGUGGAUCUGAUGGCGGCGAGAUGGCUGCUGGCCUGCAUGUUGCGCAGCAGUACGUCGAGGCGUUUGGCAAGAUUGCCAAGGAGUCCAACACAAUUGUUGUGCCUGCGUCUGCCAACGAUAUCUCUGGCAUGGUUGCCCAGGCACUGACUGUGUUCUCGUCGGUCACUGAUAACCAGAAGCGCCAGUCUGCCAAGAGCAAGCCUGCCCUGGUUGAGGCCGCGCCCAAGGGCAGCCCCUCGUAG